This is a messenger RNA of Epinephelus lanceolatus (giant grouper), 2836 nucleotides long. RefSeq names its product calcium-sensing receptor (gene casr). NCBI's taxonomy places the organism in Eukaryota, Metazoa, Chordata, Actinopteri, Perciformes, Serranidae. The record is from RefSeq and is a predicted model, not a curated record. Gene Ontology annotation, biological process: G protein-coupled receptor signaling pathway; intracellular calcium ion homeostasis; detection of calcium ion. Gene Ontology annotation, cellular component: plasma membrane. Gene Ontology annotation, molecular function: calcium ion binding; G protein-coupled receptor activity.
UUGAAAAACAAAGAUGAGGCUGGUUCUGUAUUAUGUGAUAGUGUUGGGGUCCAGUUAUGUCAUCUCAACUUAUGGGCCCCAUCAGAGAGCACAGAUGACUGGUGAUAUUUUGCUCGGAGGUCUUUUCCCCAUACACUUUGGAGUUGCAUCCAAAGACCAAGACCUCGCAGCCCGGCCUGAAUCCACAAAGUGUGUUAGGUUCAAUUUCCGUGGCUUUCGUUGGCUCCAGGCCAUGAUUUUUGCUAUUGAUGAAAUAAACAACAGCAGUACUCUCCUGCCCAACAUCACCCUGGGCUACAGGAUCUUUGACACAUGCAACACAGUGUCAAAAGCUCUGGAAGCUACGCUUAGUUUUGUGGCUCAAAAUAAGAUUGACUCCCUGAAUUUAGAUGAAUUUUGUAACUGCACCGAUCACAUCCCAGCAACCAUUGCAGUAGUAGGAGCAGCUGGAUCUGCAGUCUCCACAGCAGUCGCAAACCUACUGGGUCUUUUUUAUAUUCCUCAGAUCAGCUAUGCCUCUUCUAGUCGCCUCCUCAGCAACAAGAAUCAGUACAAGUCCUUCAUGAGAACCAUUCCUACAGAUGAGUACCAGGCCACAGCCAUGGCAGACAUCAUUGAGUAUUUCCAGUGGAACUGGGUCAUAGCCGUGGCUUCAGAUGACGACUAUGGACGUCCAGGAAUUGAAAAGUUUGAGAAGGAGAUGGAGGAGCGAGACAUCUGCAUUCACCUGAAUGAGCUCAUAUCUCAGUACUUUGAGGAUCAUGAAAUCCAAGCACUGGUUGACAGGAUCGAGAACUCCACAGCUAAAGUCAUAGUUGUGUUUGCCAGCGGCCCAGAUGUCGAGCCUUUGAUCAAAGAGAUGGUGAAGAGAAACAUCACAGAUCGUAUCUGGUUAGCCAGUGAAGCGUGGGCCAGCUCCUCUCUUAUUGCUAAACCAGAGUAUCUUGAUGUUGUGGCAGGUACCAUUGGCUUUGCUCUAAAGGCAGGACAUAUUCCUGGCUUUAAAGAUUUCUUACAGCAAGUCCAACCAAAGAAAGACAGUCAUAAUGAAUUUGUCAGGGAGUUUUGGGAGGAAACCUUCAACUGUUAUCUUGAGGACAGCCUGAGACAGCAAGAGAGUGAGAAUGACAGCACUAGUUUCAGGCCUUCGUGUACUGGUGAGGAAGACAUCACAAGUGUUGAGACCCCGUACCUGGACUACACACACCUUCGAAUCUCCUAUAAUGUGUAUGUUGCAGUUCAUUCUAUUGCACAGGCCCUGCAGGACAUACUCACCUGCACACCUGGCCACGGACUCUUUGCCAACAAUUCCUGUGCAGAUAUAAAUAAAAUGGAAGCAUGGCAGGUCCUGAAGCAGCUCAGACAUUUGAACUACACCAACAGUAUGGGGGAAAAGAUGCACUUUGAUGAGAACGCAGACCUGGCAGCAAACUACACCAUCAUAAACUGGCACAGGUCAGCUGAGGACAGCUCUGUGGUGUUUGAGGAGGUCGGAUACUACAACAUACACAUCAAGAGGGGAGCCAAGCUGUUCAUUGAUAAGACAAAGAUUUUGUGGAAUGGAUACAGUUCUGAGGUGCCUUUCUCUAACUGCAGUGAAGACUGUGAUCCUGGCACAAGAAAGGGGAUCAUAGACAGUAUGCCCACAUGCUGCUUUGAAUGCACUGAGUGCUCAGAUGGAGAGUACAGUUAUCAUAAAGAUGCCAGUGUUUGCACCAAAUGUCCAAAUAACUCUUGGUCCAAUGGGAACCACACAUUCUGCUUCCUGAAGGAAAUUGAGUUUCUCUCCUGGACAGAACCAUUUGGGAUAGCUUUGGCCAUAUGUGCAGUGCUUGGAGUUGUCUUAACAGCCUUUGUGAUGGGAGUCUUUGUCAGAUUUCGCAACACCCCAAUUGUGAAAGCCACAAACCGAGAACUGUCCUUCGUCCUCCUGUUUUCACUCAUCUGUUGCUUCUCCAGCUCCCUCGUCUUCAUUGGAGAGCCCCAGGAUUGGACAUGCCGUUUACGCCAACCUGCCUUUGGGAUCAGUUUUGUUCUCUGUAUCUCCUGUAUCCUGGUGAAAACUAACAGAGUACUUUUGGUAUUUGAAGCCAAGAUCCCCACAAGCCUCCAUCGUAAAUGGUGGGGAUUAAACCUGCAGUUUCUGUUGGUGUUUCUUUGCACAUUUGUCCAAGUUAUGAUAUGUGUGGUCUGGCUUUACAACGCCCCUCCAUCCAGCUACAGGAAUCACGACAUCGAUGAGAUCAUUUUUAUCACCUGCAAUGAGGGAUCUGUGAUGGCUCUUGGGUUUCUUAUUGGCUACACAUGCCUCCUUGCAGCUAUAUGUUUCUUCUUUGCAUUUAAAUCACGGAAACUUCCAGAGAACUUUACAGAGGCCAAGUUCAUCACUUUUAGCAUGCUCAUAUUCUUUAUCGUUUGGAUCUCUUUCAUCCCUGCAUACUGUAGUACUUAUGGCAAGUUUGUUUCAGCUGUGGAGGUCAUUGCUAUUCUGGCAUCCAGCUUUGGGAUGCUGGCCUGUAUCUUCUUCAACAAGGUCUACAUCAUCCUCUUCAAGCCCUCCAGGAACACCAUCGAGGAAGUCCGAUGCAGCACUGCAGCCCACGCUUUCAAAGUGGCUGCCAAAGCUACGCUGAAACACAACACAGCUGCACGAAAAAAGUCCGGCAGCAUCGGCGGAUCCUCUGCCUCGACUCCGUCCUCAUCCAUUAGCCUCAAGACCAACGGCAACGACUGCGACAUGACUUCAGGAAAGCAUAUGCCUAGGGUGAGCUUUGGCAGUGGAACAGUUACCCUGUCCCUGAGCUUUGAAGAGUCGAGGAGAAGCUCCCUUAUGUGA